Messenger RNA from Sarcophilus harrisii (Tasmanian devil), 1865 nucleotides. RefSeq names its product trans-golgi network protein 2 (gene TGOLN2). The coding region runs from base 78 to 1418 and encodes 446 amino acids. Gene Ontology annotation, cellular component: endosome; trans-Golgi network transport vesicle; trans-Golgi network. NCBI's taxonomy places the organism in Eukaryota, Metazoa, Chordata, Mammalia, Dasyuromorphia, Dasyuridae. The record is from RefSeq and is a predicted model, not a curated record. The transcript is spliced from 4 exons.
UGACGUCAAUAUCCCGCGGCAAGCCCGCUGCUCUCGCGAGAGGGUGCGUGGGCGGAAGCGCAGCGAUCUGCCGCAGGAUGCGGUUCCUGCUCUGGUUCGCGCUCCUAUGGAGUGUUGCUAUCCCGACCGGAGCCAACGCCGAUCCUACUGAGCCUCAGGGAGGAGAGCCCGCGGACCUCUCGGGGAAGGAGUCCCGCCAGAAGGAUGCCGGCGCUGCCCCCGACCCCGCGGAGCCCCCCGCCCCCGCCUCGGGGCCCCUCCCCCCCGCCUCGGGGCCGGCUCCCAGCCCAGACUCGGGGGCCGGAGACGGGCCUGGCGGCGGUAUAGUGAAGAACCAGCCGGCCAAACCGGGAAAGAGCUCGGCCGUCCGCGCGGGAAGCCAGAGUUCCACCGACCAGGGGGGUGACUCCGGGCCCGAGACGGGAAAGGGAAAGUCCGCCGAGCAGGAAGGUGGCUCCGCGCCAGACCCCAAGAAGGACAAGCCCAUCAGCGCAGGAGAGCAGACGCCCGGCGACCAGAAGCCCCCCCCCGAGACAACAAGGAAGAACCCCUCCGGCACGGGAAAGGACAAGCCGGACCCCGAGAAAACCGAGUCCCAGGAAAAGGAUAAGCCCAAGGACCCAGGAAGCGACCACUCCCCGCCGGGCACGGCACAGGAUGAGUCACCCAACGACCAGCAAGAUAACCCUGCAGUGGAGAUAGCAAGGGAGGAGCCCGCCGACGCAGGAAGCGACAGGUCCAGUGACCAGAAAAAGGAAUCCCCAUCAGACACAGGAAGGGAUGAGCCCAACCAUCAGAAAGAUGCCGCUGCGCUGGAGACAGUAAGGAAUGAGCCCACCGACCCAGGAAAGGACUCCCCACCGGGCACUGAGCUGAAAAACGGCUUGCCAAGCCACUCAGAAAAGGGCUCCCCAACUAACAUAGGAAAAGACAAGCCCGGUGACACAGAAAAGGACAAACUGCCCAGCCCCAAAGAGGGCAAGCCAGCCAACCCAGCAGAAGCCAGUCAGGGGACCGACACAGGAAAGGGCAAACAUGAAGCUGGCCCAGGGGAGCCCAAACCUGACACAGACACAAAAGACAGACCUGAACUAACCCCUGAUUCUGAUAAAGACUUUAUUAAGUUUGGUUCUGGUGAAUCAUUUAAAGAACAGUCACCAAAAAACAAUCCGAAUCGUCCAUCAGACAAUAUUGACCGUGGCCUCCCUUAUUUGAAGGAGAGUGGCCCUGGCAAGGAAAAUUCAGAGAGCAGCCACUUUUUUGCAUACUUGGUCACAGCAGCCAUCCUGGUAGCUGUCCUGUACAUUGCCUAUCACAACAAGCGAAAGAUCAUUGCUUUUGCCCUGGAAGGAAAGCGAGCCAAAGUCACCAGGAGACCAAAGGCCAGUGACUACCAACGCUUGGACCAGAAGAUCUGAUUUCAUCUUGAGAAAUAUGCCCACCCUACUGCUUUGUGUCUGAAGUACAAGAGCCCUGAAGAAUGGUGCCUGAACUGGGACUCUUGGGCGAGUCUGGGCCAGUCAAGGCAGGGGAUGGUUUCUUCUUUGCACCUGCACUUUGAUAAAAAUCAGACUCCCUAUGUUUUCUGGUUGUUAUGCUGUUUUCUUCCGUUCUUUCCUCCUCUAUGGGUGAGUGACGAGGAGCAAGAGCUUAUUGGGCUGUGACCAAAGGAAAAUCCUGGCCCGGGAUGUGCUGUUGCUGCACCUUCUCCCCUGGGGCUUUGAGGUAGAAAGGUUUGCCUUAGCAGGAAGCUUUGCACUCUUUUGACUGUUUCUCUCUGCCAGCUUCAGAGCAGACCCAAGUUAGGGUAUUUCUCAGGCCCUACUUCACAUAAGAGAUGGUAAUGACCAAAGGGGGAGAGAUUU